This is a messenger RNA of Mesocricetus auratus (golden hamster), 2025 nucleotides long. Its product is annotated as pyroglutamylated RF-amide peptide receptor. The record is from RefSeq and is a predicted model, not a curated record. Gene Ontology annotation, molecular function: neuropeptide Y receptor activity; peptide binding. Gene Ontology annotation, biological process: G protein-coupled receptor signaling pathway. The transcript is spliced from 6 exons. Bases 139 to 1389 code for a protein of 416 amino acids. Lineage: Eukaryota; Metazoa; Chordata; Mammalia; Rodentia; Cricetidae. Gene Ontology annotation, cellular component: membrane.
GCUGGGAACUUUCUUAGAACUGCCAACUGUUUGGCGGGCAGCGCUGCCUUUGCCUUGGUCACUGCCAGCUUCUCUCGUGCGGCUCGCACCGCGGCAUCGCUUCUCUCCUCCUCCUCCCCGGCCUCUGUGGAGCCCAGCAUGCAGUGGAACUUGACCUCAGAGCAGCUCUCUGAGCUGCUGCGGCUGCACAACCUGACGCGCGCACAGUUCAUCGCGCGCUAUGGGCUGCGACCACUGGUGCUCACCCCGCAGCUGCCCGCGAGAGCCAGGCUGGCCCUUCUGCUCGCUGGCCUGCUCAUCUUCGCCCUGGCGCUCUUCGGCAACGCCCUGGUGGUCUAUGUGGUGACCCGCAGCAAGGCCAUGCGCACGGUCACCAACAUCUUCAUCUGCUCCCUGGCGCUCAGCGACCUGCUCAUUGUCUUCUUCUGCAUCCCGGUCACCAUGCUCCAGAACAUCUCUGACACCUGGCUGGGGGGUGCCUUCAUUUGCAAGAUGGUGCCAUUUGUCCAGUGCACUGCCGUUGUAACAGAAAUCCUUACUAUGACCUGUAUUGCUGUGGAGAGGCACCAGGGACUUGUCCACCCUUUUAAAAUGAAGCAGCAGUACACCAAUCAAAGAGCUUUCAAAAUGCUAGGUGUGGUGUGGCUGGUGGCUAUCAUCAUAGGAUCACCCAUGUGGCAUGUGCAACGACUUGAGGUUAAGUAUGACUUCCUAUAUGAAAAAGAACACAUCUGCUGUUUGGAAGAGUGGAGCAGCCCCAUGCAUCAGAAAAUCUACACUACCUUCAUCCUUGUCACCCUCUUCCUGCUGCCUCUCUUGCUGCUGCUUGUCCUGUACAGUAAAAUUGGUUAUGAGCUUUGGAUCAAGAAAAGAGUCGGGGACGGCUCAGUGCUCCAAACUAUUCACGGAAAGGAAAUGUUCAAAAUAGCCAGGAAGAAGAAGAGAGCCGUGAUCAUGAUGGUGACAGUGGUGGCCCUCUUUGCUGUGUGCUGGGCACCUUUCCACAUCGUUCACAUGAUGAUUGAAUACAGUAAUUUUGAAAAGGAAUAUGAUGAAGUCACGAUCAAGAUGAUUUUUGCCGUAGUGCAAAUAAUUGGAUUUUUCAACUCCAUCUGUAAUCCCAUUGUCUAUGCAAUUAUGAAUGAAAACUUCAAAAAAAAUUUUGUGUCUGCAGUUUGCUAUUGUGUAGUAAAAGAGACAUUCUCUCCAGCAUGGAAGCAUGGAAGUUCAGGAGCUAUGGUGAUGCAGAGGAGAGCAAAGUUAGAUGGCAGAGAGAAUCUUGUAGAGAUCAGAGAAGAUGCAUUUGGGGACAACAACAUCAGUGUCAAGUGGUGUGAACAGCCAGAGAAGAAGAAGAAGAAAUCACAAGUGGCAUCUUGUUCUCUUUAGCUCUGAAUUUCUGAGACAUCUGCUGUAGGUGUGGACAUUAAUUGUAACAGUUUCUUCAGAAUCAGUAUCCAUCACAUGAUAAUUGAGAGAAAAUUUACAUAGAGAAAAGUAUAGAGCUUUCAUGUUAAAAAUGUUGAAAAGCCCCUGAAAGGUAGAGGUGGGGGAAUCAGGAAUUUAAAAAUAAUCCUCAGCUGCAUAAUGAGUUUGAGGAUAACCUGGCCUACGAGAGACCCUGUCUCAGAAAGUCAAAACAGUAACAGCCAUAGCUGAUAGUGACACAACACUUUUCCAUUGAAAAUACAUAUGAACUAUCAUUUAAAAAUUUUGAUCACUCUUGUAAUUGCUAGAUAACAUUUUAUCUUUUUAAUUUUUUUUUAUUUUGUGUAUACGAGUGCAUGUAUGUCUGUGAACCACGUGCAUGCCUGGGUGCCUACAGAGAUCAGAAGAGGGUAUCCAGUUUCCUGGAAAUGGAGUUGCCGGUGGUUGUGUGCUGCUACAUGGAUCCUGGGAAUCAAACCCAGGUAUCCUGGAAGCGCAACCAUCUCUCCUGUCUUAAAGUGUUGUUUUAAAAAUCUUGUAUAAAACUUGCCAGUCGGUGGUGGCUCAUGCCUUUAAUCCCAGCACUGGGGAGGCAAA